AGCGGGCAACGGCAACGGGCAAGCCUUGUCGAUUUGCUAAAGCGUUGCUUUGCUUGUCUGCCUUGAUUUUAUUAAAAACGGCGUGGGUUUAGCUUUAUAGGGCAUUUUAAUCAUAUAUCACAUUUGAAUCACUUUAAAUAUGCGUAAACGUAAAUCUCUAAAGAAAGACGAAGAUUCUGAGGGCUCAGAGCCCGCAGCGGAGCCUGAAGAAUUUCAAGACUCUGGAGAAGAUUGGACGCCGGAUGCCGAUUCAAAUGAACAACCAGGCGGGCGUCCUGGCCGCAAGCGGUCAUCUAAAGGACCAUCACUGAACAAUUCGAAAAAGAAACGCAAGGACGAUUCCUCAGAAGAAAGUGAAGGUGAGGGUGAAGAGGACGAAGAAGGAGAAGGAGAGGAGGAUGAGGGAGAACUGGACGAGGAGGAGGGCUCUGAGGACGAGAAGAAUGGAUCUGAUGGAAAUAAGUCCGAUUCCAGCCAAUCUAAGGAUGUACCAAAGCACUUCCAUUCUGGAAACUUUGUACUGUUGAAAUCUGAUGUCAAAUGGGACGGAGAUACAGUAACAUCAAAAUUGGAUGAGUUGAAUUUGUGGAAAAUUGAUGGAAAAGCACUUCUACAGAAAUUUAUCCCUAUGGAGUCCAGUGGGAAGAUUUUACACAAAUGUACUUGUGUAUAUUCAGGAUGGAAUGUGGACAACCGUGACAAUUACUACCCUAUUACCGAAAUAUUGGACAGGAACCCACGCACUGAUUCUAAGGAGAUAUGUGUAGCUUUAGAUCUAAAUGAUCUUAUCAAGGUUCGAGACAAGUAGAUUCCUGGUGUUUUUUUUUACUUAAUUCAACUAACUAGAUAAGAGGAAAUAAAUUAAUAAGAGAUAAGAAUUCUUUGGCACUUCAUUCCAGUUUACUUUUGUGUAAUUCAAACAUUUUAUAACAAAUGGGGAUUAAAAUGAAUGUUCAAUAAAGUAAAUCUUAAAAUUG
Cydia splendana is the source of this 977-nucleotide messenger RNA. RefSeq names its product high mobility group nucleosome-binding domain-containing protein 5-like. The record is from RefSeq and is a predicted model, not a curated record. The transcript is spliced from 4 exons. Lineage: Eukaryota; Metazoa; Arthropoda; Insecta; Lepidoptera; Tortricidae. The coding region runs from base 140 to 808 and encodes 222 amino acids.